UUGCAGGCAAUAAGAUCUGGCAACGGUGGGCCGGGGCGAGAUCAGCUGGGAGCGCAGGCGCCGGGCCCGCCAUAUUGUCCCUCCGGCUGCUACCACCAUCACAACUCCCGGACAACAUGCAGGGAACAUCCUUCUCCAGCCUCAAGAGGCAUCCAGCUCUGAUCCCACUCUACGUCUUCGUGGGUGCUGGUGUUGUUGGUGCAUUUGCCUACACACUCCGCCUCGCAAUAAGAAAUCCUGAUGUAUCGUGGAACCGUGUCUCCAACCCAGAGCCUCAGAAGGAGUAUGCAGAGAAGCAGUACAAAUUCUACUCUCCAGUCCGGGACUAUUCAACCUACAGGGCUCCCGUUCCCAAAUAUGAAGAGUAAAAUUAUAUACAGUAUUGAUUCCCAGUAACUAUAAAGUUAGCCAAUUAAAAUGGCUGAUAAUUAAGAUGUAAACCGUAAUGUUGGCCGUAAUUGGUAUUAAUAGGUUUUAAACGAGAUAAAUUUUUAACAUUAGUUACUGGAAAAUUUCCCAGCAUGUUAGCAAUGCUGCUGUGGCAUGAAGGACAAUAAUGUAGAUAAACUCUUACUGCAAUGUGAGCAGACAAUAAUUAGAUAUUAAGGUAUCUUCAGUAAGCUUUUAAGAAUACAGUAAUUAGAUUUUUAGUUUUCAGGAUGAAUCUUGUUACUGAAGUUCAUUACUUUGAAAGUUUCUGAUUUUAGUAUUUUAAUUUGUACAGCUGUUGUGUAUAAACAUUUUAAAAAAUAAAUUAUCCUUCUGA
Procambarus clarkii (red swamp crayfish) is the source of this 766-nucleotide messenger RNA. RefSeq names its product NADH dehydrogenase (ubiquinone) MLRQ subunit (gene ND-MLRQ). The record is from RefSeq and is a predicted model, not a curated record. Lineage: Eukaryota; Metazoa; Arthropoda; Malacostraca; Decapoda; Cambaridae.